CCGAUGUGGGGACUCAAUCCCGGAACGCCGGGAUCACGCCCUGAGCCGAAGGCAGACGCUUAACGACUGUGCUACCCAGGCGCCCCGAGACUUAAUAGUUUCUGAGUUGAAUGAAUAAACAACUCAUGUUAGCCCUGUAGACAGGAGGUCAAAGAUACCUUAUUGGGCAACUGCAGACUUAAAUCAGGAUCCUGAUGAAAAAAGAUCUUUGUGUAUGUGGAAUCCAGGAAGACUGCUUCUAUGCUAGGGUCCUUUCUCAGGACCUUCCUAAUCUCUCAGUAUUCAGAUUUUUACCCCUUCUAUCACCACCUUACCCCAUAAACCUGGCUGGGAUGUUUCUGUUUUUGAGAGGGGUAGUUAUUCCAGGCUUUGGGUGAGGAGGCGGCCUUCCUGCCUCAUCCUUGCCUCACUCCCCUCGGGAGGAGGUAGUCUUCUGAAACACUCCAGACACAAGAAGCUAUUUGACCUUCAACUCCCCACCUGCCCUCCAACCCCCCACACUUAUCUGGUCUGGGAGCAGGAAAAUAGCUGUAACUAAGUACAACAUUCCAUCUCACUGGCAGGGCCCUGCAAACUCCCAGAAGAUCCCAGGGAGGGAUGGGCAACUGUCCCUCUGCCUCGGGCCUGGUCAUUCCUCCGGCUGCUCCUUCACAACCACCAGAGCUUUUACUCUCUGCUUCCUCCAUGCAGGCUCCUCAGGAGCAAGGCUCCAGAAUUAGAGAGUUAAUACCUAUACCCUCAAUCCUGGUCUAAGCCAGACCAUUCCCAGAAAGCGUUUCUAGGCAACCACCAGGGGGACAGAGGCUAGGAAAAUGCAACCAGUCCCGUCUGACUCUAAUUCUCAUGGGAGCCAAAUGCUCACUGGUACAGAAAUGAUUACCUAUUAUCAUAAGGCCUUACUCUGGGGAAGAAUCUGGUGCAGCUGGACUCCUGUCUCCUGUUGCAGCACAGGCUGCAGACUUCUUCCAUCUCUGUGCUGACAUUCACGCUGCACACCUGGGGCUCUCCCUUCACAUUAUACAGUCCCUGCAGCCUAAUAAAGACAGGAGGUGGACUGUGGAUAUAGUCAUCAGAGGAGCCCCUUUUGCCCCUCGAAGCGCCGAGUUUCUCCUAUGUCUGCUGACCUCUGGUGGCGGUAGUUUGAACUGUACCCUCCCUUUCUAGUUAGUGGCCUGCCGGCCGGUAAUGGUACAUCUUUUCUCAACAAUCAAAAUUCAAAUAUUCAAAUACUGUAUGAAAUGCAAAUAUUUUUUAUUGCUGAAUUUUUAAAUUUGUUUUCAGGCAUCACAGAAUAAUGUAAAGAACAGGUAAGUCUGGAAUCAGACUUACCUAGGUUCAAAUACUAGCUCUGCUAUUUCUGAGCAGAGUGACCUUGGGCAAGUUACAUAAGGUCAGCUUUCUUACCUGUGCAGUGAAAAUAAUAAUAAAUCGCUCAAUGGGGAAAUGAGAUGAGCUGAUUGUAAAAUGCUUAGCUCUGGCUGUGUCCUAGCCCAUAGGUGCUCAAUAAAAGUUAGUUUUGGGUUUUUUUUAACCUUCUCAGUAAUAGUGAUUUUGUUCAGUGUUAUGACUCAAUAUGAUUUUUUAAAUUUUGGUAACAUAAAAUUUACCAUUAUACCCAUUUUCAAUGUGACUUUUUUAAACUCUGAGAAAUUUUAUAUAACUCUUUUCUGAUUCUGGAGUUUGGAAACUGAGGUCAACUUUAGUAUGGUCAGUGAAGCCUGUCUUUGCCCAGAGAGCUGCAGAUCGGAGCCCUGAAAAGAAGGGAUCUUGGGCACAGCUGAAUGGCUCUGUGACUUCACUCUGGUUUCCAGCCUCGUGAGGGCUGACAGGAUCCAGCACUCUCUUCAGGGUCCGCAAAGGGCAGAGGCCUGGAGUUAGGCAUCACAGGGUUCUCAGCUGGGCCUCUAAGACCCCCUCCUCCCACUCUGCUGAGAGAAGAGGAGGCGGCGGCAGAGAAGAGGAUAUGAGACCGGUUCUCUGCUCCUCCCUCUCCUUGCUUUUCCCCCACUCCCAUCCUCUCCCCCACAGCAGCCGUCUCCCCCACAGAGACUGGGAAGAGGGAGGGGGCGGGGUUGGGGAGAGAGGGAUCAGAAGCCCCACAGCGCCCUGUAUCGGAAGGAAGCUCUGGCCAGGGCAGCUGUGCUCGGCCCCUGCAGCAUGAUGCUGGGCACUCUGGGCCUUUGGGUAUUACUUCCCACAGCUGUGCGAGGUAAGCGUCUACAGGGAGGGGCAGGGCCUUUUCACUCGCGCACUGAGGGAAGGGGGGACUUGAAGCAGCAGUCACCCCUCUGGAAGAGUGAAUGGGGUGGGUGAGUGAGGGCAAAAAGUAGAGCCAUGCGUCCCCAUGGUGAGGUCAGGUUCCAGACCUCUGCUGACCCUGUUUCCUCCUAUGGCUUUACCACGCUGGCCCUGGGAUAUGAAACAUGUUUUGUCUCUCCUUUUGGCUGCUGCUUUUUUCCCUGCAUUCACUCCCAUCUUGAACCCUCCCCUCUCCCCACCCUGGGCCACAGCACCCCCAAGCAGGCGGACCUGUGUGUUCUUUGAGGCCCCUGGAGUGCGGGGAAGCACAAAGACACUGGGGAAGCUGCUAGAUGCAGGACCAGGGCCCCCCAGGGUUAUCCGCUGCCUCUACAGCCGCUGCUGUUUUGGGAUCUGGAACCUGACCCAAGACCAGGCACAGGUGGAGAUGCAAGGUGAAUGGCAAAGUAUAUAGCAGGUGGUAGCUAGGGUGGGAGACAGGUACCUCCUGGGGUGGGGGUGACAGCCGCGGGAGAGGAGGAGAAAUGGAAUGUGUGGAGGGAAAGAAAAGCCCAUAUGAGAUGGAGGGGAUGCCUCUGAUAGAGAAGGGGGUUAUCCUCUCUGUUCCUAGACUCUAUUAUGCUCGCUCGCCCCCCCCUUCUCCCUUUCUCUCCUCUUGUAAUCCCACCCCAUCAGGAUGCCGAGACAGUGAUGAGCCAGACUGUGAGUCCCCCCACUGUGACCUGAGCCCCCGAGCCCACCCCAGCCCCAGGUCCACUCUCUUCACCUGCUCCUGUGGCACUGACUUCUGCAAUGCCAAUUACAGCCAUCUGCCUCCUCCAGGGAGCCCUGGGACUCCUGGCUCCCAGGGUCCCCAAGCCGUCCCAGGCGAGUCCAUCCAGAUGGCACUGGUGCUGCUGGGGCUGUUCCUCCUGCUGGGCGGCAUCAUCUCGGGUCAUCUGGGAAGGAGGUCACACAGUGGUGUGGGCUGGGCAGCUGCAAGGUGAACUGGUAGCCAUCAAGGCCUUCUCCCGGAGGGCUGUGGCCCAGUUCCAAGCCGAGAGGGCACUGUACGAACUGCCAGGCCUACAGCACGACCACAUUGUCCGCUUUAUCACCGCCAGCAGAGGGGCCCCUGGCCCCCUGCCCUGUGGGCCCCUGCUGGUCCUGGAACUGCACCCGAAGGGCUCCCUGUGCCACUACUUGACCCAGCACACCAGUGACUGGGGAAGUUCCAUGCGGAUGGCACUGUCUCUGGCGCAGGGCCUGGCAUUUCUCCAUGAGGAGCGCUGGCAGGAUGGCCAGUAUAAACCAGGUAUCGCCCACCGAGAUCUGAGCAGCCAGAAUGUGCUCAUUCGGGAGGACGGGUCGUGUGCCAUUGGAGACCUGGGCCUUGCCUUGGUGCUCCCUGGCCUCGCCCAGCCUCCCACCUGGGCCCCUACUCAACCCCGAGGCCCCGCUGCCAUCAUGGAGGCUGGCACCCAGAGGUACAUGGCGCCGGAGCUCUUGGACAAGACUCUGGACCUACAGGACUGGGGCACGGCCCUCCGGCAAGCCGACGUGUACUCGCUUGCUCUGCUCCUAUGGGAGAUCCUGAGCCGCUGCCCGGAUCUGUGGCCUGACAGCCGACCACCGCCCUUCCAACUGGCCUAUGAGGCAGAACUGGGCAGCACUCCCACCCCCUGUGAGCUGUGGACCUUGGCCGUAGAGGAGAGAAGGCGCCCCCACAUCCCACCCACCUGGCACUGCUUCACCACAGUAAGAGGCCACCUGCUAGUGGGCUGGGGACCUGGAGGGGGUGGACACGGUGUCAAGGACCUGUCUACCGGGACCAGCCCAUCUGCUCCUAUCUCCUCUCAUCUGCCAGCACUCCUGUCUCAUGUUCAGCCGGAGCUGGGCAAAAUUGCUCCGUACCUCAGCUCUUCCCCUUCCACCGACCCUGGAGGCCUGAGAGAGCUGCUGGAGGACUGCUGGGACGCAGACCCAGAGGCGCGGCUGACAGCGGAGUGUGCACAGCAGCGCCUGGCCGCCCUGGCCCGUCCUCAGGACGCCCGCCCCUCCCCAGACAGCUGUGCCCACGGCUCCCCACCUCUCUGCCCAGAAGACUGCCUCUCGGCUCCUCCCCACCGCCCCCCGCCCUGGUAGGCCUCAGCUGAAUGUCUGCUUCCACAGCGUUCCGCGGGCCCUCGUUCCAGGAACCCUCGUGUCCCGUGUCUCCCCUGUGGACGUGCAGCUUCUGUGUAAUCUGUGAACCUGCAAACAUAAAUCUGGUGAUCGGAUGCCCGCUGCUCUGCCUCUCCGCUGCCUUUCCUACUUGCCGAAUGCCUGGAUCCUUCUGCGGGCCUCCCGUGCAGCGCAGUCCUGACCAGGGACUAAGGGCUGGGUGUGCAUAGGAGAGAGAGAAAGGCCCCUUUACCACCGUGUCCUUGGGCCUUCCCCCGCUGCGUGUGAUCCUGGGCUCCUCCUGUCUCUCUCCUUUUCCUUCUCUACCACGCCUUCUUUUGGUCGGAUCACACGGCAGUCCUUGGGGAAAGAGGAAACCACUGUUCCGCGGGAGCUCAGAGACGCACAUCUCUCCUUGGGGGGGCCUGCCCAGCGUCCUGAGGCUUGAGUGGGAAGGCACAGGAAGCUUGGGUUUUCCCAGAGCAGCUUUCCAGGAGUGGCGGGGGUAGCAGGUGUGCCGCGUGGUGCGGGAGGAAGCCGCAAGGAACCUGGUAGCAAAAGCAUAGGGCGUGUGGAGGAGAGAGAAGGGAGGUUCUGUGGAGAAUUGUAGGCAAGGCCUUGUGAGCCCUACGGAGAAGUUCUUCCUUCAUUUCUUUUCGUGUCUCCUCUACUGGCUUUUCUUUGCCACCCCGGGGCCCUUUCAUACUGAGCGCACCACAGGGACGUGGUUCAUAGCCCCAGUUCAGUUUUUCUAUUUGUUAAGUGUUGUUUGCUUGUUUGUUUGUUCUUAAGUGAUCUCUAUACCCAAUGUGGGGCUUGAACUCCUGACCUCAAGAUCGAGUCCCUUGCUCUUCCGACUGAGCCAGCCAGGUGCGCCCCCCGCCCCCAGUUUAGUUUCUAACUGAGCGCUCUUGGGGAAGUUACAUGCUCUUUCUAGGCCUCAGGUUUCUCGUUUGCUAAAUCAGGGGGCUGAGGCCUUCUGGUCUAACUCCAGUAGGGCCACGGGAAGGCUUUGACUUCACUACAACAGGAAUGAUUUCUGGACAGUGACCAACGAGCCCUGUGUCUUUGAACGAGUUACUUAACCCUAGGAAUCUGUUUUAUCAUGUAUAAAAUAUGGGUAAAAAUACCCACCCUGCUUGCAGAGUUGAUUCAGGGUAAACAAGAAAUGGUGACAGGUCUUGUGCAGCACCUGGCCUCAGUGGACACUCCGUAAAUGGGAACAGUUGUGACUGAAUGUUGAGAUGGUCUCUUGUCCCUUUCCAUGUUGCUUGUUCCAGCAUUAGCCUCUGCAGGGCCUGUCCCCUCUCGAGCCCUGAGACUUCACUUUCCUUUGGAACUCUAAUUCUCUACAAGACAUCAUCAUGCGAACAGGCAGCCACCAUCUGAAACUAAACGCAUCGAAAUCCAAGCUCCCGCCUCCCCCUCACCAACAGGGCUGCCUUCCCCUCUUCCCUGGCUCUCAAGAGCACCAAGUCUCCCCCCCACCCCGUAAUCUCUGCACCCAAUGUGGGGCUCAAACCUGAGAUCAAGAGUCACAUGCUCUUCCGACUGAGCCAGCCAGGUGCCCUGCCCUAAGUUUCUCUUGGUCCUACAGGAUCCCAAAAAGGAAGGUGUUCUGUCUGCUCUGUGACCUCAACUCGUCCCACCUACCCAUAUCCAGUCAGUUCUCCAGUCCCACUGAGGUUGCAUGGGUAGGGCCCACUCCGGGCACCAUCUGUCUUUUCCUCCUUCUAGGCUGGCAGGCCCCAACUAUUGUAAUUGCCUCUUGGCCACCUAUUUUCCCCUCAGUCUUGGUUAAACACCAUGCUCUGAAUAAUCUUUUUUUUUUUUUUUUUUUUAAGAUUUAUUUGUUUGAGAGAGAGAUAGACUAUGAGCCGGGGAGCAGAGGGAG
Ailuropoda melanoleuca (giant panda) is the source of this 6295-nucleotide messenger RNA. RefSeq names its product anti-Mullerian hormone receptor type 2 (gene AMHR2). Gene Ontology annotation, cellular component: plasma membrane; signaling receptor complex. The coding region runs from base 3052 to 4383 and encodes 443 amino acids. Gene Ontology annotation, biological process: BMP signaling pathway; protein phosphorylation; cellular response to growth factor stimulus. Gene Ontology annotation, molecular function: transforming growth factor beta receptor activity; ATP binding. NCBI's taxonomy places the organism in Eukaryota, Metazoa, Chordata, Mammalia, Carnivora, Ursidae. The record is from RefSeq and is a predicted model, not a curated record. The transcript has 8 exons.